Molecule: messenger RNA, 3583 nt
Organism: Etheostoma cragini (Arkansas darter)
Lineage: Eukaryota; Metazoa; Chordata; Actinopteri; Perciformes; Percidae
Product: transcription factor 4-like
Exons: 22
Coding region: 205-2307 (700 amino acids)
Biological process (GO): regulation of transcription by RNA polymerase II
Cellular component (GO): transcription regulator complex
Molecular function (GO): protein dimerization activity; RNA polymerase II cis-regulatory region sequence-specific DNA binding; DNA-binding transcription factor activity, RNA polymerase II-specific
Source: RefSeq, a predicted model, not a curated record
AGUUUUUUUCCUUCUCUUUCUUUCUUUCUUGCGAUUUCUCUCGUGCUGCCGGAGCAGGAACCCCGGGACUGAGCCCGUGCUCCGAGGAUGAACUAGAAUCGCGAUCGAGGCUGGUUUUACUGGAUUUAUUUCGCCGUGGAGGAGACGAGAUCCGGGUGCGGAGCGGUGCGCAAAACGAGCCGAGGUCCGUGAGAUUUUGCUAAAAUGCAUCAUCAACAGCGGAUGGCAGCUUUGGGCACGGACAAGGAACUGAGUGACUUACUGGAUUUCAGCGCGAUGCGAAACAGCGAUUUGAAAAUGUUCCCAACAUCCAUGAUGUUUUCCCCUCCUGUUAGCAGUGGAAAGAACGGGCCGACAUCCCUGGGGAGCGGCCAUUUCUCCGGCUCAAACGUGGAGGAGAGAACGAGUGCAGGGUCAUGGGCGAGCGGCAGUCGUUCUUCCAAGAGUUAUGCAGAUGGGUCUCAGUACAUGGCGUCGCACGACAGCCUCUCGCCUUCGUACGCCAACUCCAGCAGGCUAACAGGCAAAGCAGAGAGGAGCUCGUACUCGUACAGCAGAGGGUCCAACCCACACUGCCACCAGUCCAUACUGGGUGGCGAGAUGGGUUUGGGGAGUCCCGGCGCGGCGUCGCCCACCAAGCCGGCGGGUCAGUACUACCAGCACUACGGCUCCAACCCCCGGAGGAGAACGCUGCCGAUGGACGCCAUGGAGGUUCACCCAAAGAAAGUUCGGAAGGUCCCUCCCGGCUUGCCGUCCUCAGUGUACGCUCCGUCUGCCAGCACAGCAGACUACAACAGGGACUCACCGGGUUAUCCCUCCUCCAAACCUCCCAGCGCUGGCUUCCCAAGCUCAUUCUUCAUGCCAGACGGUCACCACAGUGGAGAUCCCUGGAGCAGCAGUAGUAGCAGCAUGAGCCAGCAGGGUUACCAUGGCAGCAUGCUGGGGGGCGGAAACUCCGCCCACGGCCCCUCGCAGAGCUCCUCCUACUGCGGGAUUCACCCUCACGACAGAUUGAGCUACCCGUCCCACUCGUCCGCAGAUAUCAGCUCCAGCCUUCCUCCAAUGUCCAGCUUCCACCGGGGGGGAGGGAGCGGAGGCGGGGGAAACCACUACAGCACCGCCUCUUGCACCGCUUCCACCAACGGCACAGAAAGCAUCAUGGCUAACAGAGCGCCGAGCGCAGCAGCCAGCAGCUCUCAGACAGGAGACGCCUUAGGGAAGGCACUCGCAUCGAUCUACUCCCCAGACCACACGAAUAACAGCUUCUCGUCCAAUCCUUCCACCCCAGUUGGCUCCCCACCCUCCCUCACAGGUAGGUCGCUGAGGGCUGGAGUGUAUCCCAGCUUGCAUCGGGUGAGAGGCGGGACACACCCUGAGCAGCAGUCCCGUCCCGUACCCGCUGCUCAGAGCGCCCAUAGCGCCGUUGUGCGUAUGUGCGGCCCCGAUGAGGUUGUGCAUUUCACCGUGACCGCUGGCCAUACCCGGCGACGGUCCCACCGCGUGGCUCCGCAGUACGUGGAUGGCAUCGUCCAAACGCUCCAGGCGGUCCUCGAUGCGACUUUGCUGAGACAUCUUUUUCACUUUGUUUUCCAGGUGGGCUCUCACAGAGAAGACGGCGGCGGUUUGCGCGGCGGACACUCGAUGGCGGGUCAGCUGCCGGGGCCUCAGCUGCCCGUCCAGUCGGCCACGUCGCCGGACCUCAACCAGCCCGACCCGUACCGAGCCCUGUCCGGAGGCCUUCAGGGCCAGAGCACCUCCUCCGUCAGCUCGGAGAUCAAGUCUGAGGAUGAGGGGGACGAGAACCUCCUGCAGGACCCCAAGUCCCUGGACCCCAAGAAGGAGGACGGAGACAGCAAGGACCUGAAAUCAAUUGAGAGCAACAACGACGACGAGGACCUGUCUCCGGAGCAGAAGAUGGAGAGAGAGAGGGAACGGAGGAUGGCGAACAACGCGCGGGAGCGUCUGCGCGUCCGCGACAUCAAUGAGGCGUUCAAGGAGCUGGGCAGGAUGGUGCAGCUGCAUCUGAAGAGCGACAAACCGCAGACCAAGUUACUGAUCCUGCACCAGGCCGUGGCUGUCAUCCUCAGUCUGGAGCAACAAGUCAGAGAGCGAAACCUGAACCCUAAGGCGGCCUGCCUGAAGCGCCGCGAGGAGGAGAAGGUCACAGUGUCCUCGGACGGGGCUCCUCUGUCAUUGGCCGCCGCGCACCACGCCGCCGCCGCCGCCAUGGGCGACGGGUCCAACCCCCUGGGACAAAUGUCCAAGGUGCCAGAGUUCAUCAAGAUGAUGAGUGACCACUUCCUCUGACGGCGUUUCCCUGACAACCUGGCAAUCGAUCAACCCUGUUGUUCCUUCAGCCUGAUCAAUCAGAUUCUCUGGAUCUGGGGCUUGACCAAUAACAUCAGCCUCCUUUUCUCCUCACGUCUGUCUCUGAUCCUUUUCUUCACCUUCGUCUCCUUCUUCUGUCGAGAACAUCAACUGCAGAGUCACAUUAGUCGCUUUCGUCACUUUGCAUCUCCAGCCGAAGUGAACUGGAUGCUACUUUGUGGAGACUAUUAAACGGCCGCUGUAACGUGGCUGCGACAAAGUGUCAGUUUGUGGCAGCUUUUGACACAAAGUGACAGCAAUGGACAAAAGUCUUUGGAAUCACACCAUCCAAGAUAUUCUUCUACUUGUACUACUUGUUUUAUCAGCAUUCCCAUUUUUGAAGAACAAAAGGGUUCUAUAUAUAGUAUAUAUAUAUAUACAACAAAAGGAGAAAAAAAUGACAAAACCUUUUGUUUAAAAAGUGCACCUGGACGCGGGCAGUGAGGAGGGUACGGGUUGAGGAGGGUUGUUCAGAAUGGAGCAAAACAUAUCACAAAGUGUUUAAAGAGGGGUUUUUUAUCAACAUUGUGCAGCUGUUGUUGAAUGCAGCUUCAGCGCGUCUCUGACUGAUUGGCAAUCUUAACGCCACACUGUGGAUGAAGCUGUGCCUGAUCUCCUCUUGGAUGCAAACCAGUCCGAUAGACACACACGGAGAAGCAAACGACACAAAAGAGCUGGAAAAAUCCAGGAAGUGUUACGGAAGCAACCUGUCCUACUAGGUCCCCUUACAAACAACACAUUUUUACAGAUUAAACCAAGUUCAAAUGAAGAAGAUAUAAGGUGCCCGAUAUGCACAAGUUAAAAAACGCUAUUUGACUAUAAUAGAAAGGAAACGGGGCUAAACAGGAAAAACAGGGGCCACUUGUUCUUCCCCUUCUAAUGCCUUCCCUCUCAACCCGCAGACAUUUACAGUAUAUUGCAGGUGUAAAACAAAAUCUAAACAUUUAUAUGUACUUUUAUUAGUGUUUUUUCUGCUAAAUUGACUUUAACAAGUGCUCACUUUUUAGUCCCAAAUACUAAAGCCUGGACAGUUGUACCCAAAUGGCCCGUGUGUAUCUACUGAGAGGACGAGAAUAUCUAAAGAAUCAAUCAUUGAAUCAGUUAAUCAGUCAAUCAGUGAGUGAUUUCAGACUGGGGUGUUUAAAUUAUUGAAGGUAAAGGAAUAACAGAUGAAAGAAGGACGAAUCAUGCGGUAAUGAAAGAGUGCACUUCUAAA